Daktulosphaira vitifoliae (grape phylloxera) is the source of this 1153-nucleotide messenger RNA. RefSeq names its product prisilkin-39-like. NCBI's taxonomy places the organism in Eukaryota, Metazoa, Arthropoda, Insecta, Hemiptera, Phylloxeridae. The record is from RefSeq and is a predicted model, not a curated record.
AAAAGUGAAUGUUUUGAUCGUGUCCAACUUAUCCGUUUCCCAAGUGUAUAAGAAGCGAAGACAACUUUAGCUCAUCAUCAGUUAGUCGCAUCACCGUGAGUGAACAACAAAUAAUUUAGAACUAUAUUUUUUUUUUAAGUUUGUGAAAAAAUAUACAGAAUGAUGAGCGCACGCCUAGUUAUGUUAGCGUCGCUUGCGACUUUAACAUUAGCAAGACCUGAUGCUGGAUACUCAUACAGCUCCUCAUCUCCAUCCUCAUCCUAUGGAGCACCUUCUUCAUCUUACGCCGCUCCAUCAUCCAGUGGAGGAUACUCCUCUGGAGGAUACUCCUCUGGAGGAUACUCCACUGGAGCAUCUACGUCCAUGUCCCACCUCCAGAACAAGAGUACAUUGCUCCUCAACCAACUCAAUCUAUCGCUCCACCACAAAAACAUUACAAAAUAAUCUUCAUCAAAGCGCCAACUCCACCAACCCCAACUGUACCACAUAUCCCAGUCAUCCCACAAGAUUCUGAAAAGACUUUGAUCUACGUAUUAGUUAAAAAACCAGAAGAACAACCACAAAUCACCAUUCCAACUGCAGCACCAACUGCUCCAUCUAAACCAGAAGUAUACUUCAUUAAAUAUAAGGCACAAAAGGAAUCUGGAUAUCCAGCUAGCUCUGGUGCCAACUACGCUUCCAGUGGUGCUGGUGGAUAUAGCGGCGACCUUACUGGUCCAUCAGCCAGCUACGGAUCUCCAAGUGCUGGAUUAUCCUCAAGCUACGGAUCCCCAAGUGCUAGCCCAUCAGCAAGCUAUGGUGCCCCUAGCUCCAGCGGAUCAUACUAGAAUUUUACAUUCACAAGAAUCCAAAGCUUCACUGGUCGCUGAAAACUGUUGAUUGUUACUUUUCUACGGCCUGAACAUCCACGAAGCGGAUAAUCCUUUUCCCUAAAUAUACUCCUUUCCCUCGCUUUACUUCCUUAAACAAAUUGUCAUGGUUUCAUUGCAAUUUGUUUUGUAAACUAUAUUAUUUUAUUAAAAAAGAUAGGUUUCUCAGCUCAAUUUAAACAUUUAUGUAAAUUAUCGUCAUGAAAUUAAACUGACUUAUAUAUAUAUUAUAAGAAAAAUAUUGUUAUAGUAAAAAUGUAAAAUAAAAUGUCAUUUUUUUGUAA